This is a messenger RNA of Harpia harpyja (harpy eagle), 2500 nucleotides long. RefSeq names its product zinc finger protein 488 (gene ZNF488). Gene Ontology annotation, cellular component: nucleus. The record is from RefSeq and is a predicted model, not a curated record. Gene Ontology annotation, molecular function: protein binding. Lineage: Eukaryota; Metazoa; Chordata; Aves; Accipitriformes; Accipitridae. Gene Ontology annotation, biological process: regulation of DNA-templated transcription. The transcript has 4 exons. The coding region runs from base 503 to 2119 and encodes 538 amino acids.
CCCCGCCGGAGCCGGUAAGGGCGGCGGCCAGGGGCCGCGGUGGCGGCCGGUGCGCUCCGAGGGGAGGGCGGGGCGGCCCGAGGGGGUCCCCGACCAGCCCGGGCGCUGCCGCGGCGCCGGGACCUGCCGUGCCCGGGGCCGGGCUGCCCCGGGGGGCUUUGCCGGGGAGCAGGCGAGGGCGCGGGGCUGCCGCUGGGUGACGAGUGCUUAACCCCCACCUCGUCACCUCCCGCUUCAGCGCGGCGGCGAGGGGCCCCCAGGAGAGUCCCCCGGGCGGCGGGUGCCGUCCCUGGGCUGCCGGGGGGCGAUGCGGAGGCGGCUCGGGGCGGGGGGAAGGCGGCCCCCCCCGGCAACCCCGGCGGUCGUAGCCCUUUUCUUCCCUCUCGGCUCCUCUUCUCUCGCCGAGACCUCUCGAGCAUCAGUUGCCCUUUUUCUUGGUUACAGCUCUCCUCAGCCUUCCAACUUCGACAAGUGAUCAGAGCAUCGCGGCGGCUUUAGGUUUAUGAUGGAACUUACAUCUUUGCCUAAAUUCCUUUGGACAACUGACAACAAACUUCUGCAUCACCAUUUUCCAGACAUAUUGGCGACUGUUCAUACCACACAAGACAUUCCCGAAGAAGUUGUUUUUGGACCAUGCAUGCUCCAGAACACCCUGCUGGACACUGUAGCUUUUAUUGCUCUGAAGUGUUCUGAUAGACGGAACAUCCACUAUGUCUUUAAGGUAGACGUUACGUCUGUGCACAGUCCCACAGGACUGCCUUGGAUGAGACUUGUACAAGCAGCUGCCAAUAGCAAGGAGCAGAACUUGGAAGCUUACUUAGAAAACAGUCAGUUAUAUUAUCGCUCUACCAGGAAGAUCAACAAAAAUGAGGAGCUGCUUGUCUGGUAUGAUGAGGAGCUUUCCUGCCUCUUGGGUUUCAAUGAGAUAAAAGCACAGAGUCCACAGAAUGAGUUGAGAUGCCAAGAAUGCAACCGAAUCUUUAAAUGUGAGCAUUCCUAUCUCUCCCAUGUCCGCUUCCUAUGUGUCCCAGAGAAGAGCGCCCUGCUAUGGAGAAACUUCCAGAACCCUAAGACUGAAAAGAACAACUUAGCUGAGCAGACCACGAAUUUCCACAGCCUGGCAAGGGAUCUAGAGGUCAAAAUGGCAGCUUGUAAAGAUGAUGCCCAUGGUCUCACAGGAGAAAGGAGAGCAAAAUCUGAAGAGGCUGAGAACAACAGGAGCAGGAAAACAGUGUUGUUGGAGAAAACCAAUAAUCUAAGUGAGGAACAUAACUAUGGGGGCAAGGAAGAGGUUGGGGGAGAGCAUGCGUUGGCUGGGUCUUUCUGGAAGCUUAGUUCAGGGAAGCAGUCAGCUAGGAAGGAUGCUUUAGAGCAGAAGCAGAGCGCUUUCACUGAGGUCAGGAGGAUGAAGGAGAAGCUGAGGAAUGAGAGACCGAAGGAGCCAGAAGGGGAGGAUGGCAUGGUCCCACUUGGUAAAAAGCAGGUAUCAAAGGAAGUGUUGCUGAACUCCUCUGGUAGUGCAUUCUCCUUUGUGUGGCCCACCAGAGCCCCAGGAGAACAGAAGAGUGCUUUUAGCAAACCCAGUAAGUGUCUAGCAGAAAGAGCUGCAAUAAAUUCUUCUCAUCCCAUGAGUGAGUCACCAAAGAGCCUGGGGGAGCUGUCUGGCUUCAUUGCCACCACAGACAUCAUGUACUGCAGCACGCUUCUCAAUUCCAAGUUCUUUGUCAGUGAUUUGUGUAAUGCUCAGAUGCUGCAGACAAGCAUCACUCAGAGCAAUGUUUUCCCAUAUACCUCAGAACCAUGGCCCAAACAAGCAGGAGGACAGUUACAAAACACAACCACCACUUCUUCUUCCUCCUCCUCCUCUUCCUUGACUCUUCUUCCCCCUACUUUCACGUCCUUUGGAGUGGCUGCCCAGAACUGGUGUGCCAAAUGCAACCUGUCCUUUCGCAUGACAUCCGAUUUAGUCUUCCACAUGCGGUCACAUCACAAAAAAGAAUACUCCUCAACUGAAUCCCAGUGCAAGAGGAGACGAGAGGAGAAGCUAACAUGUCCCAUUUGUCACGAGUACUUCCGAGAACGCCAUCAUUUAUCCCGGCACAUGACUUCUCAUAAUUAGAGCUGUGCAGAUGGAUCUCACCAAGGGACUGGGCAGGUUGGGUAAAGAAGGGAAACGUAGUUCACUUGUAUCCAUUUCUUUUUGAGUUUACAUUAAUGUCUUACAGGAAAUCACUGUUUACAAUAAUUUAUAAUAGAUGCUUUGCAAAAAAAAUAUAAAAUGUUUACAAGAGUCUGAGUGGGUUGUAAGUUUUGAAAACUCAACCUAGCCCUUGUCAAUCUAUUUUUGAGGAAAUAAAAUAGUGAAAUGAAUGCACAUGCAGUAUUAAUUUGCAAAGAGUUGGGAACAAAAUCAUUGUUUUGCAAACAGAGUUUUCUUUGCUUGUAUUUGAUUUGCUGGUGUCUGUGCAGUACAAUGUAAAUACAGAAGUGACAACCACCU